This is a messenger RNA of Asparagus officinalis (garden asparagus), 2402 nucleotides long. Its product is annotated as transmembrane 9 superfamily member 11-like. The transcript is spliced from 2 exons. Lineage: Eukaryota; Viridiplantae; Streptophyta; Magnoliopsida; Asparagales; Asparagaceae. The record is from RefSeq and is a predicted model, not a curated record. Gene Ontology annotation, biological process: protein localization to membrane. Bases 89 to 2083 code for a protein of 664 amino acids. Gene Ontology annotation, cellular component: membrane.
CCCCUAAUUAAUUACCCCAUCCUCUCUCUCCCCGCUCCCCUCCUCCCCCAGAUCUCAAACCCUAAUUCGUCCAGAUCUGAAGAAUUCCAUGGCGAUCUCGCCCAGAUCUCCCUCGAUCUGGGCCUGGGCCUUCUCCCUCCUCCUCCUCCUCUUCUCGGCCCAGAUCUGGCCCGGCGCCGCCUUCUACCUCCCAGGGAGCUACCCUCACAAGCACCAAGUCAACUCCCCCCUCAACGUUAAAGUCAACUCCUUGACCUCCAUCGACACCGAGCUCCCCUUCUCCUACUACUCCCUCCCCUUUUGCCAACCCCCCGACGGCGUCAAAGACUCCGCAGAGAACCUCGGCGAGCUCCUGAUGGGCGAUCGGAUCGAGUCCUCCCCCUACCAAUUCAAAACCCUAGUCAACGAAUCCGACGUCUUCCUCUGCCUAACUAAACCCUUGUCAAAAGACGACUUUGCCCUCUUCGCCAAGCGAAUCGACGAGAUGUACCAGGUCAACGUCAUGCUGGACAACCUCCCGGCGAUUCGAUACACGAAGAAAGAGGACGGCUUUGUGCUCAGGUGGACCGGCUACCCAAUUGGGGUCAAGGUUAGCGACGCUUAUUAUGUGUUCAAUCACCUAAAGUUUACUGUUUUGGUUCAUAAGUAUGAGGAGCCGAAUGUUGCGAGAGUCAUGGGGACUGGAGACGCUCCUGAGGUUAUCCCGAUGACGAAGAAUAAUGAGAACCCGGGGUAUAUGGUUGUGGGUUUCGAGGUUGUGCCUUGUAGCUUUCAGCACGAUUUGGAAUCGGUGAAGAAUUUGAAGAUGUACGAUAAGUAUUCGACGAAAAUCCAGUGUGAGCCUUCGACGGUGGCGAUGCAACUGAAGGAGAAUCAGCCGGUGGCGUUUACUUAUGAGGUCGCGUUUGUUGAGAGCGAUAUUAAGUGGCCAUCGAGGUGGGAUGCUUAUUUGAAGAUGGAAGGGGCGAAGGUGCAUUGGUUCUCGAUAUUGAAUUCGUUGAUGGUGAUUACUUUCUUGGCGGGGAUUGUGUUGGUUAUAUUCUUGAGGACGGUGAGGAGAGAUUUGACGAGGUAUGAGGAACUGGAUAAGGAGGCACAGGCGCAGAUGAAUGAGGAGCUCUCGGGGUGGAAAUUGGUGGUCGGUGAUGUGUUUAGGGCGCCAGGUAAUCCGAGGUUGUUGUGUGUGAUGGUGGGAGAUGGGGUUCAGAUCCUUGGGAUGGGGGUUGUUACAAUCUUAUUUGCAGCUCUUGGGUUCAUGUCUCCGGCUUCAAGAGGGACUUUGAUCACAGGUAUGAUUUUCUUCUACUUGAUUCUUGGAAUCGCGGCCGGUUAUGUUGCAGUCAGACUUUGGAAAACCCUCAACUGUGGUAAUCCCGCUGGAUGGGCGAAUGUAUCAUGGCGUGUCGCUUGUUUCUUUCCUGGUAUCGCCUUCCUAAUUCUUACCACUCUAAAUUUCCUCCUUUGGGGAAGCCAUAGCACAGGGGCAAUUCCUUUCUCUUUGUUCGUUAUCCUCAUCUUGCUCUGGUUCUGCAUCUCUGUACCUCUUACCCUUGCUGGUGGAUACUUUGGGGUGCGGGCCCCUCACAUUGAGUACCCAGUAAGAACAAAUCAGAUUCCUCGCCAAAUCCCUCCUCAAAAAUACCCAUCGUGGUUGUUGGUUCUUGGUGCCGGUACCCUUCCAUUUGGCACUCUCUUUAUUGAGCUCUUCUUUAUAAUGUCAAGCCUAUGGAUGGGCCGAGUCUACUAUGUCUUUGGGUUUCUCUUUAUCGUCAUGAUCCUUCUUGUCGUUGUGUGUGCUGAAGUUUCUCUAGUUCUUACCUACAUGCACCUUUGUGUUGAGGAUUGGAAGUGGUGGUGGAAAGCGUUUUUCGCAUCUGGGUCAGUGGCUAUAUACAUCUUUUUAUACUCGGUUAACUAUCUUGUAUUUGAUCUCAAAAGUCUAAGUGGGCCAGUCUCGGCUACACUCUAUCUUGGAUAUUCACUCUUCAUGGUUUUGGCCAUCAUGCUUGCAACCGGUACGGUUGGGUUCCUUUCUUCAUUCUGGUUUGUGCACUAUCUCUUUUCUUCAGUCAAAUUAGAUUAAGCCCUUUUGGUGGUAGAAGAAGCUUCAGUUGCCCCAGAGCAUAUUGGUGAUAGUAUGGCAAGUGAACAGAUUGUUGUGAUAUCAUGAAUACUGUUUGUAGCCUUGUUGAGGGGGUUAACUAAGGGUUUUUUUACUUUGGAGUUUUAAGGAAGAAAUUGUAUCUCAACACGGAUUAUGUAAUUUUUUUUAUAGUUAUAGAACCUUUUAGAGUUGAUGAGGUGUAAUAUUUUGUCUUGGUGGAACUUCUUUGAUUAUAGGCGUUUGAGUUUGGCCUGUGUGGAUGUAUCAGUCUCUAUACUUAUUUUUACUUCUAUUGAAA